Salmo salar (Atlantic salmon) is the source of this 3268-nucleotide messenger RNA. Lineage: Eukaryota; Metazoa; Chordata; Actinopteri; Salmoniformes; Salmonidae. The record is from RefSeq and is a predicted model, not a curated record.
AUGGUAAUCAAGGUUUAUUUUAGGGGGGGAUCCAUUUCCAAGCAUUACUACUUCGAAAGCAAAACCAUAGACCUCCCUCAAGUCAACAAGCUACUACCCUUAUGUCUCUCCCGAGUCCCUAGCUACUACCCUCUCACUUCUGUCUCACCUGAGUCCAUAGCUACUACCCUUCUCGCUCUCGCAGUUCCUAGCUACUACCCUUCUGUCUCUCCAGUUCCUAGCUACUACCCUCCUGUCUCUCCAGUUCCUAGCUACUACCCUCCUGUCUCUCCAGUUCCUAGCUACUACCCUUCCGUCUCUCCAGUUCCUAGCUACUACCCUUCUGUCUCUCCAGUUCCUAGCUACUACCCUUCUGUCUCUCCAGUUCCUAGCUACUACCCUUCUGUCUCUCCAGUUCCUAGCUACUACCCUUCUGUCUCUCCAGUUCCUAGCUACUACCCUUCUGUCUCUCCAGUUCCUAGCUACUACCCUUCUGUCUCUCCAGUUCCUAGCUACUACCCUUCUGUCUCUCCAGUUCCUAGCUACUACCCUUCUGUCUCUCCAGUUCCUAACUACUACCCUUCUGUCUCUCCAGUUCCUAGCUACUACCCUUCUGUCUCUUCAGUUCCUAGCUACUACCCUUCUGUCUCUCCAGUUCCUAGCUACUACCCUUCUGUCUCUCCAGUUCCUAGCUACUACCCUUCUGUCUCUCCAGUUCCUAACUACUACCCUUCUGUCUCUCCAGUUCCUAGCUACUACCCUUCUGUCUCUGCAGUCCCUAACUACUACCCUUCUGUCUCUCCAGUUCCUAACUACUACCCUUCUGUCUCUCCAGUCCCUAACUACUACCCUUCUGUCUCUCCAGUCCCUAACUACUACCCUUCUGUCUCUCCAGUCCCUAACUACUACCCUUCUGUCUCUCCAGUUCCUAGCUACUACCCUUCUGUCUCUGCAGUCCCUAGCUACUACCCUUCUGUCUCUCCAGUCCCUAACUACUACCCUUCUGUCUCUCCAGUCCCUAACUACUACCCUUCUGUCUCUCCAGUCCCUAACUACUACCCUUCUGUCUCUCCAGUCCCUAACUACUACCCUUCUGUCUCUCCAGUCCCUAACUACUACCCUUCUGUCUCUCCAGUCCCUAACUACUACCCUUCUGCUUUGAGACGCGGGUGACCUUUCACACUGACUAUCUCUUCCUGGUGUCAUCUCAACCAUAGCGUUAAAACAUCUCUACUUCUAGCCUCUCUAUCAUCUCAUCUCGGUUGAGCCUUUAAUCAGUGUGACAACAUUACUACUGUAGACCCACCCUGGGCCAAACAAGGAUGUCUCUCGUCGUCCUUUCGGAAUUUGAUUUGUGAAUGUGUUCUAUAUUCCAUUUAUAGCUUGUUGUAUGAGCUCAGACUUGUCUUCUGGGUGACAUUGACACGGAUGAUGAUGCGUUCAUCUUUGCAUUCUGUCUCUUCACACCUAGUCAGUGUUUUAACUGGAACUACAACAAUGUUCAGGGAUUCAAUACUAUGCUUUUCAGUAAUUACUACAGUAUAUGCAACUCGUGCAGAAUGGUGCAAGUGCGUACAUACUUGCAUUGCUGCAGGAGCGACUUUCACACCACUGUAGCAUUUUUGUAAACAGUUAAUCUUGUCUAUUGAUCUUUUAAUUAUUUGCAGACCUGAGCUUUUGCGUAUUAGACAGAGAGCAGGUGGGCAGGUGCCAAAUCAAACAAUUAUUACUUUACCUCUAUCUGAAAGACAGUGGAACGGACUUUAGGGAAGGCCCAACUGCAUUACUCGAUUGUGUCUGUACUCUCGGGGGGUAAAGGCUGCAGUUGGCCGGUGGUCUCGCAGCGGAUGUAGGCUCUAUCACAAUUUGUCUUUCCUUCAUUCCUUGAUUCCUCACAUCCUAUCUCCUUGCCUAAUAUGGUUGAGGAGGAGGAGGAGAGGGGAUGCAAGGAUUCAAGGACAUUUUAAUUGAGAAAGCCAUAGAAUGGUGGCCGUUACUGUGAAUCCCCCCUCCCUCCCUACACACUGGAACCCUGUAGCGCUCAGCAAUACAACUAGCAAGCAAAGGGCAUUGGAGGAAGAGUGGAAGGGGCAGCAGUUUCCAAGCAGUUAGCGGUGAACCAACAAACAGAUAUACAAUCACUACAGUACUACUGCAUUAUUUUGAUUGUCAUAUGUGCUUUUGAGAAAAAAUAAAUAUGUAGCCAUGAUGUGUUCCUCUGAUGAUUUCUGGUAUUUUGAGGGUAUCAUUUUGUGUAACUGAUUUUAUUUUUAAACCACAGCUACUUGUACAGAGCUGAUUUCACUGUACAGACGUUUUAAACCCCAAACCACACUACAAUCUUCUUAGUUGAUCAGACCUUGGCCUUCUUGGGAGAUUUGAUUUCUUUCAGAUAAACUUCAGAAAGCCCAAUGACAUUUGACUUCAGGUUGACUGGAAUAUUAAAAUGCACAUUAUGUAAAUAUACAUGUCAUUUUUAGAUUGUAGAUGAUGGAUAUAGCAUGAGGUUGUUUCUAUUGUUUUUAGAAUAUAUCACAAAGAAGCAAAAAAAUCCCUGAUAAAUUAAUUAUUCCAUAAUAAGAUUUUACCUGUUUAUUUUGUAUAUCUAUGUUUUUAAAUUGUAUCAAUUUAUGACCCAAAUGGCCCGAAACGGUCACUCUUCCUUCCCCAGAUGAAACUAAUUUCUUUCUAAGGUGGUCUGAUAAAAAUCCCCUCAAAUGAAACUCUGAAUCAAUAGUUUUACCAUUUUCACACUACUGAGGUGAGCCAAACUAAGCCGAACCGAGUCGGUCUGGGGUGGCCUGGUUAAGCAUCCACCAUAGUUGCUGAAAAUGACAAUGUGAUCGGAAAAUAUCAGAGCCAGCAAAUUAUGGUUUGGGUUGGCUCAGUAGUGUGAAAACGGUCAUUGUUUUACCUCAGACAUCCUAGCUCAGACCCCAGAUGUUACACUACAGCAUUGAGAUACCAUUGCUACAAUAUUCCAGCAGUGUUGCACGAAUGUUAUCCCUUGUAUGUGACCAGCAGACAGUGUUUUCUGUAACACACUUCCUCUCAAAACAACACUAAAGCUAAACCUAGGUUAGCUUUGGUUCUGUAUUUGCUGAUAGUCAAACAGUGUGACUUGGCACAAAUGACUGUUCUAUUGGCUAGUGGACUUGCCAAUAAUUUUUAUGCUUUGCAAGUUAUUUAACAAACUUUUUCAGAUGCCUGGUUGGAAGUGGAUGUUAAAUAUUGUACAGAGAAAUUGUAUGCUAUUGUCCCUAAAAUAAAGUAUAGUGACUGCUCAUUG